GCUGUCAAAAAACAGGAAGGAUGUGUGUUUUUCUUGCAUGAUUUGUAAUUUAAAAAGCACAGCCCGGUUUGCUUACGUGAUACGUGGUGUGUUUAGGUGUUAUUCUUUGACUUGUGUUCUGGGGUUUUCGUGUCCAGAGAAACAAGGCAUGCCCGCGCAGAUUACCACAAGGAAGCAGUUCAGAGGAAAAUCACACUAAUGCUGAUGAUCAGUCCCAGAAUGGCCACAGCAAUCCAGGAGAAGCAGUACGCUCCAACCCUGCUGAACUUUUUUGUUUACAACCCAAAGUUUGGACCACGGGAGGGAGAGGAAGAAAAGAAAAUACUCUUUUACCACCCAAAUGAAGUGGAAAAAAAUGAAAAAAUCCGCAAUGUCGGGCUGUGUGAAGCUAUUGUACAGUUUACUAGAACCUUCUGUCCAACGAAGCCUGCCAAGUCUCUGCACACCCAGAAGAACAGGCAGUUUUUCUUUGAACCAGAGGAGAACUUCUGGAUGGUUAUGGUGGUGCGAAACCCGAUGACUGAAAAAACCAACAGGGAGGGCAAACCUACUGUAGAAUAUCACGAAGAAGAAAUAAUCGAUACGGUGUAUGGAGCAGUACUGCAGCAGUGCUAUAAUAUGUACAAGCUCUUCAACGGCACCUUCUCAAGAGCAAUGGAGGCUGGAGGAGUGGAGCUUCUCAAACAGAAGCUUGAAACCUUCUUCUACCGGUAUCUGCAGACGCUGCACCUCCAGUCCUGUGACCUGCUGGAUGUCUUCGGGGGAAUUAGCUUUUUCCCCCUGGACAAGAUGACCUACCUGAAGAUCCAGUCAUUUGUGAAUCAAGUGGAGGAGAACCACAGCCUGAUCAAGUACACGGCCUUCCUCUACAAUGACCAGCUGAUCUGGAGUGGGCUGGAACAGGAUGACAUGCGGAUCUUGUAUAAGUACCUGACAACUUCGUUGUUCCCCAGACACCUGGAGCCAGAGCUGGCUGGAAGAGACUCCCCCAUGAGGCCAGAAAUGGCUGGAAACCUGCUGCACUACGGAAGAUUUCUGACAGGACCACCCAACUUAAAAGAUCCUGAAGCGAAAUUCAGAUUCCCCAAAAUAUUUGUUACCGCAGAGGAUGGUUACGAAGAACUCCACUUAAUCGUCUACAAGGCCAUGAGCGCGGCUGUGUGCUUCAUGAUCAGUGCGUCCGUGGAGCUCACCAGGGAGUUCUGUGAGCAGCUGGACAGCCUGGUGGGGCCGCAGCUCACUCUGCUGGCGUCCGACAUCUGCGAGCAGUACAACGUCAACCGCAGGAUAUCGGGGCCAGAAAAAGAGCCGCAGUUCAAGUUCAUCUACUUCAACCACAUGAAUCUCGCGGAGAAGAGUACCAUCCACAUGCGCAAAACAGCCAGCGUGUCCCUCACUUCCGUCCACCCCGACCUCAUGAAGAUACUGGGCGACAUUAACUGUGAUUUCUCCCGGGUUGAUGAGGAUGAAGAAAUUAUUGUCAAGGCGAUGACUGAUUAUUGGGUUGUAGGCAAGAAGUCUGACCAGAGGGAGCUAUAUGUCAUUCUGAAUCAGAAGAAUGCAAACUUAAUUGAAGUCAAUGAAGAAGUGAAGAGACUGUGCGCCACACAAUUCAAUAAUAUUUUCUUCUUGGAUUAAAAAGAGGAAGCAAGAUUGAAGCGGAUUUCUUUUUAAAACAAGACUGGUGGACUACGUUUCUACUACACUAUUUAAAAUGGUCACCUAUGCUGAGUAACUCACAGCAUAGUUUGUAAUGCAAUAAUUGCAUUGUAAAAAAACUAUUCACUUGUGUAAUUUUUCACAUCAUGCAAUUUUUAGAUUUUUAUUUAACCGGUAAAUUGGCUUUCAUUCCUGUAAUUAACUGUAAUAUCAAAAUUUUACUGUAAAUUAAAUAUUAAACUUAAAACGUGUAUAUAUAAAUAUAUAUUUGUGGCUUGUAUAGAUUGCAAUGAACUGUGUGUGAUUUUUUUAAGACCACAAUGACGUUUAUUAUAAAAUGCAGGAUCUAAACCUUGUCAUUCUUGAAUCAAGUCUUUAAUUGUCUCUCUUUCGUUGGAAUGCCAUCAUGUCAUCUAUGUCUGGUUUGUAAACAACAACCUGUACUUUCAAUAAAAUGAGAAAUUCUGCUUU
This is a messenger RNA of Lepisosteus oculatus (spotted gar), 2130 nucleotides long. It is a transcript of the gene ccz1, whose product is annotated as CCZ1 homolog, vacuolar protein trafficking and biogenesis associated. Gene Ontology annotation, biological process: vesicle-mediated transport. NCBI's taxonomy places the organism in Eukaryota, Metazoa, Chordata, Actinopteri, Semionotiformes, Lepisosteidae. Gene Ontology annotation, cellular component: Mon1-Ccz1 complex; intracellular membrane-bounded organelle. The record is from RefSeq and is a predicted model, not a curated record.